AUGUCAUUACCACUAACCACCACCCAUCACCACCGACCACCACCACCCAUCACCAGCACCCGCCUCCACUACUCAUCACCAACACCCACCUCCACCACCCCCACCACCACCAACCAUCACCACCGACCUCCGCCCAUCACCACCACCCAACUUCACCACCCAUCACAACCACCCACCACUACCACCCCACCCAUCACCCACCAAAACCACCAUACACCAUCACCACCCUCACCACCAACCACCACCCCCACCCACCACCUAUCACCUUCACCCGUCUCCACCACCCAUCACCAUCGCUCGCCACCACCACCCACCCACUAUAAUCACCACCCCACAUGUCACCCCCACCACCCUUCACCACCAUCACCACCAAACAUCACUACAUACUAG
Messenger RNA from Lactuca sativa (garden lettuce), 390 nucleotides. NCBI's taxonomy places the organism in Eukaryota, Viridiplantae, Streptophyta, Magnoliopsida, Asterales, Asteraceae. The record is from RefSeq and is a predicted model, not a curated record.